AUGGAAGACGAUGGCACUGGCGAGUGCCACGUGGCGAAGUUGCCGCAGGGCCUCCUGUAUCUCGUCCUCUCGCGCCUGCCGGGCCGCGACGCUGCGGCGGCCGAAUGUGUGCAUCCGACGUGGCACGCCACUCUUAACGAAUGCGAUUUGUGGAUCCAGAUGGCGAAACGCGAUUGGCUGGUGACGGAUGAAGAAAUCAGAGCCGCUGGGAUACAACAGGCGCCUUCGCCAAGCCAGACGUCUCAGCGUGAGAAUUCGCGACGCGCGGCAAGCGCACGUGGAGAAAGCCCAAUUGUGCGCUGCUCUUCUGCCGCACGAGCUUCCUCCAGUAGUGAAUCGCCCGGGGUUUCCGCUCCACAUGCAAGACCUGCAGAACCGAAUCGCGGGGCGGCAAACGCCGAAGCAUCUGUCGUUUCCGAAUCGGAUUCCGCAAAAUCAGCACGGGCGCUUUACGGAUCGCACUACUUUUCCUACCGCCGCUACGGAUCUCUUUACCCCCGCGCGCGUCGCGUCUGGCACGUGCUGCGCAAGUGGCUGCGCGCGCAUAUUCCGGAACUCGACGAGACGCUGCUCGCGGGCGCAACAGAGCAGCAGCUGGAUGCGGCGGAAGCGGCGCUGGGGGUGGCUUUUCCCCCCGCCAUGCGCGCCUUGUAUCGCGUAUGCGACGGGCAGAUGCCGCGGUACGAUAAGAUGGUGGUGGAGGUGCGCGGGGAGCAGCGGCGGCGGAGGGGAAGGGGGAGGCGCGCGCGCGGCGGAGGUGCAGAGCGGAGGGGACGCGCGGACCAGGGUAGCGGGGGAGGGGGAGAAGAGGGGGGAGCCGAUAGGACAAUGAGAGAAAGCGAAGAGGCAAUGGCAGAGGAGGGGGAGGCGCGAGAAGCGGAGGGGGAAAGAGGCGGCACGGAUGACGAGGAGGGGGAAGCAGACGCGGAAGAGGAAGAGGAAGCGGAGGAGGAGGAGGAGGAUGAGGAGGCGGCAGUGCGGUCGAUAUUCCACGGGCUGAUGGGCAGCUACAGCUUCUAUGACCACUGGGUGAGCACGCGCCUGCUGCCGCUGCGCCGCAUCGUGGCCGGCACACUGCAGAUCCGCACGCGCGUGGCCGCCACACGCCGCACCACGGCGCUCCUCGCCCACGCCCGGGCCGGGCGCGGAGCAGGGGGAAGGGGAGGCGCAGCAGGGGGGGGGGCGGGAGCAGCGGGGGGAACGGGAGGAGCGGGGUUUGGAGGGAGCGAGUGGCCGGCAACGCAGAUUCUAAUCGGCGCAUCAUUCAACUACUCGAAGCUCUUCUUCCUGGAUUGCGCCACGGGCAUGGUGUCCGUGGGGGGCAGCGAUGUGCUGCACGCCUGCACGUUCCUCCCCUGCGUGCCUCCCUCGCGCCCGCGCGCCUGCCCGAAUCCGCUGGCUUCAGAGGUCCCCCUCGCGGUUGCAGACACGGUGCAGGCGGCAGGUGGAGAGGGGGAAGGUGGGGGAGACGGCAUGGGUGGCGGCAUGGGAGGUGGCAUGGGACCGGAAGUGGCUUCCAGUGACGGCAGCAGCAGCAGCAGGGAUGGCAUGGUGAGGUGGCUGGAGGAAUACGCAUGUAGGCUGGCCCACGGGUGGUACAGGGUGUGCAAAGUGGUAGAUGACAUCCCCGCUAGAGGCAUCUGCCUGUUUCCUGAACAGGCUCCCCUGUGCUCCAUGGCUGUCACCAGAGGGGUGUGUGUGCGCGCCUCUGCUCUCUUUGUGCCGGAAGUGGCGCCACUCGUGCUGCCUCGGCCUCCUCUCGCCGCCACUGCUGGCGGUCCGGGGUUGGAAUCUCAGCAGCAGGCUGCGUUUAAUUCUUCUUCUCCUCCUGCUGGUGGAUCUUCUGGUGGGGGGGAUGGGGGGGAUGAGGAGGCAGAGGCAGCAGCAGGUGACCAGAGGGGUGGCAGAGGAGGAACAAGGAGGAGGAGGGGUCAGAGAGGGAGGCGGGUGGUUGGAGCAGGGGGGCAGGCAGGAGGGGAUGACGAGGAGGAGGAAGAGGAGGAGGAAGGGCAGAGGUGCUUCGCGUAUUCUGUCCGCAUGAAGCUGCUGCCUUUAGACCAGCCGCAGGAGGUGCCUCCCGGUUCUAUCCCCCAUGCCACCAUGCUUUCCUCCUCUUCCACCAACGGUUCAGCCCGAACCCCCUCUGCUGCCUCACACUUGUCAGAAUCGGCUGCUCACGCUAUGAGCAUCGACCACAGCACCGGCCAAUCAGGGGGCUCGACCGGUGGUGACAUGUCAGCGUGCCAGCUGCGCUCUCGCCAUUGGGUGAUAAAGGAGGAAGGGGAGGUGGUGGCGGAGGUGAGGGGGGAUGCAGUGGUGGGGGAGUACCCCAUACUGGGGCGUGGGGGUAAGGAGUUUGUGUAUCAGAGCUGCUCUCAGAUGACUGGGCAGUGGGGGACCAUAGAGGGGGAUUUUACAUUUGUGCCCGGGGGGCUGAUGAGGCCGACCGGGGCAGAUUUUGAUGCUGCGGUUGCGCCGUUCCCUCUGCAAGUGCCUGACUUCGUUUUUUGA
Messenger RNA from Closterium sp. Yama58-4, 2511 nucleotides. The record is from the annotation of a GenBank genome assembly. Lineage: Eukaryota; Viridiplantae; Streptophyta; Zygnematophyceae; Desmidiales; Closteriaceae.